GUGUGAAGUAAGCUAUUUGUUCUUGUAUGAUAUUAACAGCAAAAGAACAACUUUAUCUCCAACUUAUUUGACCUCAUUAUUUGGCUUGCAGUUAAGCUAGCCUUAUGAAAACUGUUCAGAAAUUAGCCUAUGAGCUAUAGGAUGGAGAUUUAAAUAAUUUGAUCAAAACAUUACAGUAAAUGAUAUUCAGAUUUCCUCUCAAAGGCAGAACUACAACUCGGCAGGUGGAAAACCAACUGAGUUAACAAAACAGAAAGAAGGAAAGAGAAGAUGAAAGACCGACUUCAAGAAUUAAAGCAACGAACAAAGGAAACUGAACUCUCUAGAGAUGGGCAUGUGUCAACCGCAGAGGCAGAGGAACAAGGGGAGUUCCUACAGCAAGCUGUUAUUUAUGAAAGAGAGCCUGUAGCUGAGAGGCAGCUACAUGAGGUCCAAAAAUUACAGGAGAGUAUUAACAAUCUAACACAUCAUGUUCAAAAAUUUGGGCAGCAACAAAAACUUCUCAUGGCUUCAAUGAGAAGGUUUAGUCUACUUAAAAGAGACGCUAGCAUUACAAAGGAGAUAAAAAUCCAAGCAGAACACAUUAAGAGAAAUUUGGAUGAUUUAAGGAAAGACAUUAAAAAGUCAGAGGAAGAAAAUGGUCCAUCAGCAGUGGUCACCAGGAUACUUAAAUCUCAGCAUGCUGCCAUGUUUCGCCAUUUUCAGCAAACUAUGUUUGCAUACAAUGACACAAUAGCAGCAAAGCAAGAGAAGUGUAAGACAUUUAUUUUUCGUCAGCUUGAAGUUGCUGGAAAGGAAGUGUCUGAAGAAGAAGUAAGUAAUAUGCUUGAUCAAGGAAAAUGGGAAGUUUUCACUGAAAGCUUACUUACAGAAAUCACUAUCACUAAAGCACAACUCUCAGAGAUUGAACAGAGACACAAGGAACUUGUUAACCUGGAGAACCAAAUAAGGGAUCUAAGGGACCUUUUCAUUCAGAUAUCUCUUUUAGUAGAGGAACAAGGAGAAAGCAUCAACAAUAUUGAAAUGAUAGUGAACAGUACAAAAGAAUAUGUUAGCAUUACUAAAGAGAAAUUUGGACUGGCUGUAAAAUACAAGAAAAGAAAUCCUUGCAGAGCAUUGUGUUGUUGGUGCUGUUCACCCUGUAGCUCUAAAUAAAGAAGGUAUUUU
Molecule: messenger RNA, 1167 nt
Organism: Orycteropus afer afer
Lineage: Eukaryota; Metazoa; Chordata; Mammalia; Tubulidentata; Orycteropodidae
Gene: STX19
Product: syntaxin 19
Biological process (GO): synaptic vesicle fusion to presynaptic active zone membrane; exocytosis; intracellular protein transport
Cellular component (GO): endomembrane system; presynaptic active zone membrane; plasma membrane
Molecular function (GO): SNARE binding; SNAP receptor activity
Source: RefSeq, a predicted model, not a curated record